AUGUCUUUCUGUCGGGCCAUUUGCCCUCCGGUGACAUCAUCCGCACCCAUGCUCAGACUGGCCAUCAAGCCAUGCAGAGCAGGAUGCGCCUGCGCGUCGCGCUCCUUUUCGUCAUAUGGGGGCAUCUACCGAUCCUCGAAACGUGACAUGCAGACUGCGACGGCCUUCCGACCUCACACCCUCCCUGAUAACUUUCCUCCGCCUCGCAAUAUCGGCAUCACCGACACCUCCAUUGCUGCCGAUGCACCAUUCAUUCCGCAGAGGGGCACAGCACAGAGCCACGACCAGACCGGGUCUCCUACCGAAAAGGCCUCCGAAUCAAGCUCAGAUGUCAGUCUGAGAGAGGGCGAAGCACAGAAACCGACCCCUGUUGAUUCUUCCUCAACCGCAUCCGCACAGACAUCAUCCCAAGAGACGACGAAGCCCCGACGCUCUAGGCUUCGCCCCAGAAAAGCGGCCAUGACGCUGACGCCAGCCGCCAUUAAGCAGCUGCGCGCCCUGUUGUCGCAGCCAGAUCCAAAGAUGAUCAGAGUUGGGGUGAAGAACCGGGGCUGCUCGGGCCUGUCUUACCACCUGGAGUACGUCGACAAGCCCGGCAAAUUCGACGAGGUUGUCGAGCAAGAUGGAGUGAAAGUCUUGAUCGACAGCAAGGCUCUAUUCAGCAUCAUUGGAAGCGAGAUGGAUUGGCAUGAGGAUAAAUUGAGCCAAAGGUUCAUAUUCCGAAACCCUAAUAUAAAGGAACAGUGCGGGUGCGGUGAGUCCUUUAUGGUCUAG
This is a messenger RNA of Rasamsonia emersonii CBS 393.64, 774 nucleotides long. RefSeq names its product Iron-sulfur cluster assembly accessory protein Isa1. The transcript has 2 exons. Gene Ontology annotation, molecular function: 2 iron, 2 sulfur cluster binding. The coding region runs from base 1 to 774 and encodes 257 amino acids. Gene Ontology annotation, cellular component: mitochondrion; cytoplasm. NCBI's taxonomy places the organism in Eukaryota, Fungi, Ascomycota, Eurotiomycetes, Eurotiales, Trichocomaceae. Gene Ontology annotation, biological process: iron-sulfur cluster assembly. The record is from RefSeq and is a predicted model, not a curated record.